Daldinia decipiens is the source of this 1566-nucleotide messenger RNA. RefSeq lists its product as uncharacterized. NCBI's taxonomy places the organism in Eukaryota, Fungi, Ascomycota, Sordariomycetes, Xylariales, Hypoxylaceae. The transcript is spliced from 5 exons. The record is from RefSeq and is a predicted model, not a curated record. Bases 92 to 1477 code for a protein of 461 amino acids.
CAAGUCGGACUAAGAGCUUCUAAGCUGCAACUAGAAUGCUACGAGACGAGCCAACUAUAUACUAGCCUAUUAACUAUACCACAUAGUGAGCAUGCUCGAACGAAUUGCGCAGUACAACCAGAGCACCCGGUCUCGAGUAGACGUACCAAGGCCAUAUCUGAAGCCAAAACCUGCUGGAAUCAGCAACGAUGAACAAGACCAUUUCCUCUUCAGUAGAAAACAGGAUAUUACGAACCAGGUCCCAAGCCGGAACGUUAAGCACUUUAGUUUAGACGGAGCUAGCAGCUUACCGUUUAGCAGGAGACCGCUGCCUUUGAGAGCCCAAUCUGCGUUCUCACUGGCAUCCGAUGAACCCGCCGAGCUAGACUGGAAUCCAGCGGCCUUACUAGAACUAUCAGACUCCGUCAGGGUAAACUUGAAGCACUAUAGAAGUGUGGGACCUGAAACCGAGAGACUAAACAGUUUCCUAGAGGCGGCGCUUAGAGAUGAGGAGCAGCAAUGGGGGCAUCCAAUACUCGACAUCGAGACCAUUGAGCACGCUCGGCUGGACAAGCUGCUGGCCGAGCUUCUACAGUUUGCCGAGAAGAUGAGAGGCGCUUCUAGCCCGCUGAUGAGGACAGGUACGGCAACUGGUAGCUUCUCGCUGCAAUUUCGCGUCAUUAUAUCGCAUGCUAAGAACCUAUGGCGCGCGUGGAGGCGCAGAUUCCGCGAGCAGUACUUCAUGAUGGAUCAAUAUCGCUGUGCGGCGCUGGUCAAGGGCGGCCGGCUCAAGGAUGUUUCGUUCAACACCUCCCUAGCCUACGACCUGGGCAAGUGGCAGACAAAAGUGAGCGACCCAAUCUCUGAGCUUGAGGGGAACCUACAAUUCGAUCCCGGACACUGGUGGCUGAACAUUACAUGUGCUGAGAGAGAUGGUAUGGUGGCUAGUUCGUUGGAGAUACCGACGAAAGGAAGGUAUUGUAUCACUACUCUACCUCUGCUUACCGGACAGGAGGAGUGGAUACGGGGUGAAACAUAUAAAUACGUCCGCGAAGGAAGGUCUGGGGACAUGCAUAUCGCUCUGAUAUCCCAAGUCGGCCGACAGAUCCGCGUUCUUCGCGGCUACAGACUGAAGAGUAUUCUGGCGCCGCAGGCAGGCGUCCGUUAUGAUGGACUCUUUACUAUCAAGCAGUAUGGGUGCAAGCUCGACAAUAAUACAAACAUCUACCGCCUCGAACUGACACUUGAGCGUGUUCCGAGCUCAAAGGUGUCUGUAGAAGAUAUCGAAAGCAUACCACGACCCUCCCAGCUAGACGACUGGAACUUAUACGAAAAGCUCGAAGGCGACAAGAUCAAGCUCCUGCAGGGGGAGACAAGCUAUCUGGAGUGGAAGCUUAGAUGCCAGGAAGAGAAGAUCGACAGAGAGGAUUGGAGAAGGGCGCGUCUGUUUAGAGCGUCCGUCUCACGUUGGGGGUCUAGGGCUGAUUCUCAAGAAUAGGGGUAAGGCCCGAUGGCGGGCAACUAUGAUGCCACACAAAGUCCACAUAUUAAGUCCUCUCUAUAUCACUCACUGUCUAUCACUCACUG